Messenger RNA from Cladophialophora psammophila CBS 110553, 477 nucleotides. RefSeq lists its product as uncharacterized. The transcript has a single exon. The record is from RefSeq and is a predicted model, not a curated record. Bases 1 to 477 code for a protein of 158 amino acids. Lineage: Eukaryota; Fungi; Ascomycota; Eurotiomycetes; Chaetothyriales; Herpotrichiellaceae.
AUGUUCAUAAGCUUCGCGACGGCCAACACGCCAUCGAGGGCUUACAUCACCGGCGCGGUUCUAGCGAAUUUGCCGCAUCUGGGCCUGAGUGUGUUGUAUCUUGCAUACAACAACCUCUUCACCAGGAUCUUUAUCGCACUGGAGUUCCGCUCGUUGUCGACACAACGCCGCGGGUUGCGGGCUAGCAUGCUAAAGGAAGAGAUGGAUCAGCGGAGCACCUAUUUUGUGCAGUUUCCACUUCGAUAUAGUUUGGCGGUGAUUGGCUUCUUCGUGCUUCUACACACUCUUCUCUCAGAGACGCUGUUCUUGCAACGAACAUACGCCGUUUGGCCAGGGCGCUUCGACGAGCCAAAGGACAUUGGCAAAUUUCUGGUGUCUAAGAUCGGCGUCUCACCGCUGGCAACCCUUGCUUUCAGCCUGGUGUUGUCGGUUCUGGUGGUCUCCUCGAUUGCUAUUGCCUUUUGGAAGGUGGACUGA